GAACGUAUGUUUAUUCGUCUUUAUUUGACAUCGUACAAUGUACACACAUGAGUUAUUUGGAGUAAAUAUUUGUAUACCCUCGUAAGUUUAGUAUACAAAAUAUUUACUCUAAUUAUAAUAAUGCACUUAUUCAUUAAUCCAGCAAUUCGGGAUAGAAACAGACCUAUUAGACUGUACCAGACCAUCUGUGACUGUAUCUAUUAUUAUUUUUAUUAGUCUAGGAUCUACAGUUUUCAAUAAUGGUUCGAUUGAUUAUGUUAAAAGUCGUCAAAAUGAUUCACCUAAAAUCCAAUCAAAUUCAGAAAGAGUAAAUUCAAAACUUUUCAUAUACAGACGUCUCGUCUUUCUAUUAGCUACUUUAUUACAUUUCCUUUCAUCAUCAUUAUUAAAGAACGUCUCAACUAUUAAACUAUUAUGCACUACUUGAAGAUAACAGAAUUUAAAAUUAAAUACAAUCACCACUAGCUUCACAUAGUGUAUGAUGCAUUUAUCUCGAAAACGAAGGCAUACGUUUAAUACAUCUAAAUGUAAAAUGUGCAAUGCUACUUUUUCAUACGAGUACGUGACACUAUUUAAAUUUACAUUAAUUUUUUAUUUCUGUAUUGAGAAUCUUCAGGACUAGCCUGUAUUACCGAUAGAUUAACUUUCUCGUUUUAUUUGUAAUAAAGUCUGUAAUCAAUGUAUAAAAUACUUAUCGCGCGCGUGGUCGACGCGCGACUGAUCCACGCGACCGUGCUGCAGCAGCUGCAACCGCGGUGUGUGCACGUCCCGAUCUCUACGCAUGACGCCACGCGCAGACGCGUUCGUCGCUCAUGCCGCCACUCUACUUACACAGUUGCGCCAGAGUAAUGGCGUCUGCAACCACGCGCUUACGCCGUCCUCGCCGGCUUCUAUCUCCACGCCUCUGCCUCGCCUCCGCCUCCGCCUCCACCGCCACCGCCUCUGUUCUCUCGGCUCGUGGGUAACCGAGGCGAAGGACCUUCAAUCCUUUACUCCAACGUUGAGCUACGGUCUGCACCAUAUGUUACACAUACCUCCUCCAUUUUUGCACCCAUUGGACCAUCGCUUACCUUUUGGUAGUUUCCGUCCUUUGGGUCCAUCCGCAUUCGGACCUCCUUCAAAGUGUUUGAAGAUAGAAACCUCUUCCUCAUUCUCUAACAUCUCCAGUAUGUUCUCCUCUUCUUCCUUGUCCUCUGCCGGCGGAGGUGUUUCUGGAAGCAAUAUCGGAGGAAUGGGACCAGAAGUGGGGCCUCAAAGUCCCCAAGGAUCACCCAACGGUGGUUCGCCGAUAAUCGAGAGGGAGAGGGGGCAAAUUAAUGAGGAAGAGGAAAGAGAAACACCUGGAUCGGAAAAUACGGAGAGGUCCACGCCUGAGGAGGGACGACCCUAUAGACUGGGGCCCGUGUUUGGGGGCCGAUGCGCCGCGGAAGCGUUAGGCUUAGGCCUUGGAUUGGCCUAUAGAUUCGCUCUGCCCCCGGGACUCGCUGCCAAGUGCUGCCUUGAGCAAGCUAAAAAGAAGUAUCCUUCGGAUUUUUCUUGCUGCCCCGUGUGCGGCGUCAGCGUUCGUCCUCAAGAACUGGAACAUCAUUUCGCCCAGGAACUGGACAGACUGUUUAAGAUCAGUGCCAAUUCGCGUAAUCGCAUGUCCAGGUCGAAUUUGAUCCAAGGACAUAACAGCCAGGAUCACCCAGGACGAGGAGGAGGCAUUAUCUACGGAGAUGGAACGCCACAGGGGAGGUGGGAGACUUACAAGAGGAUUAGAGCUAAUAGGCAGGCUCGAAUUCGAAUUAAAAACCGGAAACGCAAGGCUGGCGAUCCUUGCUGUCCCGUCUGUAAUGAUCGCUCAUCCGGCACACCCGAAGAAUUAAAUCAGCGUGUCGAGAACACCUACGGUCAUCAAUUGAACAAGCAGAACAACAACUGUAAUGCAACUAAUGUAGAAGAAGAGGAGAUUGAUGUGGAAGGCGAUUCGGAAACUGUUGAGGAAUAUGAAUGGUCUGGCCAGAGGGUUCGAGCGGGUACGAUGCUUGUUGGAGGAUUUUCUGCUGCGAGUCUUGCUACCUCUUCGACAAUCCGGUCCUCAACCUCCAACCCUCAAGAAGACGACGAAAUCGAUUUAAUCGUCGACGGUGAUACGACAGACUUCGGAUCGACCCAGUAUUCCGAAUCUGAUACGAUAACUCUCCAGAACGAACGCACCUUUAGAGAACACAAAGAAAGGGAGGCUCAAAGGGAAGCAGUUAUGUCGCCGAACAAUCCUCAAACCCCGGAACAGAGCGGUCGAACUUCAAUAGAAAUAAAAAAUCAAAGUGGUCGAAGUCAAAGUUCCAUCGGGAUGAGAAGCCAAAAUCAAAAUUCGAUCGGGAUCAGGAACCAAAGUCAAAGUUUAAUGGAAAUUAGAAAUCAAAAUCAAAUGGAGAUUAAGAAUCAAAGCGGCCAAAGUCAAAAUACUGUUAAGAUAAAGAACGAGCCCGGAAUCAACAAUAUUUCGAGUCAAAAUACCAAUUUAAAUUUGUGUAUAAAUUCAAAUCUGAAUUUAGAUUUGGAUUUAAGUAAAGAUAGUGAAGGGGCGAAGGGCUUAACGAGGAGUCAGGGACCUGGUGGUAGCAUCGAGAGGGAGGACAGGAGAGUCGGCGGGGGGGAUGCAGGGGAUGGGGUUUAAGCGUUUAUUUUGUAUGGAACAACAUAAAACCCCAUUACUUCCGUCUACUGUUGGCACGUACACUACGAACGAUGUUGGUUACACGCACUGGUCACACAAGGACAACCAGAGCACGAGUAUUCAACAUUCGUAAUUGACCAUCACCAAUCUGAACAGAGUAAGAAUAUAACCAGAAUCCUGUGGCUAUAGGGUGAGCUAUACAACAAUAUCCAAUUCCGAUUCUCAUCAGAUAGCUAACAACAUUCAAAAUCAAUACGUUUUAUUAUAUUGAAUAUACAGUGACGGACAUUCACAUGGGAAAACAUCUAAUACAACCCUAAAUUCCCUUAGUUAUACCAGUAUAGAUUAGAUUCCUAUUAACUGGUAUAAUAUAACAUUUAAGUAUGGUAUUCAUACAUAAAUGAGCCGUAGGUAAAAAUUUCUCCUACCAGAGAUCCUACAUGAUGAAUUUCCUUACUUGUACAUGGUGCGCCCCAAUAUUCAUGAUAUAUCGAGGAGUAAGCGAUACAUGAAAAAAUACAUUAAAACUGUGAAUCGUUCUUGCGUAGUUAUCGAAGGAUACGAAAGAUAUACAGAAUAUGUUUUAAAUUUUACUUAUUUUUUCAUGCAAUAUCAUACCCUUCUGGAUCGUAUCAUGAAUAGUGGAGCAUUCUGUAUAUUCGAAAUGUAAAACAAUAGUGAAUUGUAAAUUAAUAUAAAUAAACCGUUCGCUAUAUGUAUGUAAUAUAUUGUACGAUUCAGAAGAGGAACGUUCCUCUAAUGCGUGAUCGCUGUGUAACCAGAAAAAAACUACCUCUAAAUUCAAUCCGUUUGUACUAAUGACUUUUAUUUGUAGUUAUUAUUUGUUGUCGUUAAUAAACCAUUCAAAUCAGAAAUUAGGAAAUUAUUAACAGUAAA
Messenger RNA from Ceratina calcarata, 3559 nucleotides. Its product is annotated as E3 ubiquitin-protein ligase Rnf220-like. Gene Ontology annotation, biological process: protein ubiquitination. Gene Ontology annotation, molecular function: ubiquitin protein ligase activity. Lineage: Eukaryota; Metazoa; Arthropoda; Insecta; Hymenoptera; Apidae. The transcript is spliced from 8 exons. The record is from RefSeq and is a predicted model, not a curated record. Bases 782 to 2662 code for a protein of 626 amino acids.